Caenorhabditis briggsae is the source of this 2367-nucleotide messenger RNA. The transcript is spliced from 7 exons. The coding region runs from base 1 to 2367 and encodes 788 amino acids. Gene Ontology annotation, cellular component: endoplasmic reticulum membrane. NCBI's taxonomy places the organism in Eukaryota, Metazoa, Nematoda, Chromadorea, Rhabditida, Rhabditidae. Gene Ontology annotation, biological process: protein N-linked glycosylation; oligosaccharide metabolic process. Gene Ontology annotation, molecular function: Glc3Man9GlcNAc2 oligosaccharide glucosidase activity. The record is from RefSeq and is a predicted model, not a curated record.
AUGGCUCCCAGACAUCGACGACCACCUCGAGAAAUCGAAACGCCUUCAGCCACAAUAAGAUAUGAACCGGUCGUCGAAAAAGGUUCAUGGCUCCAAUCAUGUUGCUCCUGGGACCUGCUUGUUUUCCUUCUAUUAGUAUCGGGUGCUUGUGGAUUCAUUGUCCUUCAUCUCUAUCUUUAUCCGACGUUAGACAAAAUGAGUCAACUUCCAAACAUCGACCCGGAUAAUGCUCCAUUCACUUGGGGUACGUAUCGCCCACAUAUGUACUUUGGAUUGCGAACAAGGUCACCAUUUUCUCCACUUUUCGGUAUGAUGUGGUACGAACAACCAGACACAAUUCAGAGACCGCAUAUAAGACACUGGUGUCAUCAAGAUGAUCAUCUGCCUGGGUACUAUUGGUAUGAAGCAGAUGGGCGAACUUUUGGAAGGCAAAACAUUUCGGAUGCUCACAAAGGGGUAAUUCAAACUGACUGGAUCAAUGAAGCCAACGGAUUUGCUGCUCGAGUGAAACUCAAUAUGGCAAAAGGAAGAAGAUACAAUGUAAUUUUGUACUUUUCGGCACAAGAACUUGCUACACGAUUCCGGCUUGGAAAACACCUGAAAGACAUAUUUUACGGGACCAAUGAAUUGCUUGGAGCAUUCACUUUUAGCGUUCACUUAAAAAAUGGAACAAAACUCAAUUCGUCUCACUCAACAAUGUUAACAGAUGAGAGAAUCCCAAUCGAAAAGUAUCAGGAUUAUAUUAUGGAGAAUACGCAAGCAUACAAUGCACCAAACCAGCCUCUUCACUAUUUGUUAAACGAGAAGAAAAACUCUGAAGAAGGAAAAUUCAUAGCGGUUCAAUUGAAUUUAGGAAACGAUGCGGAGUUUGAUAUUGUUCUUCAAACCGAAAAACUCAAAGCCAUGAAGUCCGAAGAGUUUUCAAAUACUCUACGUUCAAGAACAUACAAUUUCAACAAGAAGUAUGAGAACGCUUUCCAGCUUGGUGGCAAAAAUUACACUAAAAAUCAAUUGAAAAUGGCGAAAGUUGCGAUUUCCAAUAUGCUUGGAUCUAUGGGAUACUGGUAUGGACACAAUCGAGUUGUAUUUAACAAUCUUAUCCAUCCAUACGGACCACAUGCCUUCUUUUCGGCUGUACCGUCUCGUCCGUUUUUCCCACGUGGUUUCUUGUGGGAUGAAGGGUUCCACCAAAUGUUGAUUCGUAAAAUGGAUCCUAAAAUGACACUGGAAGUGAUAGUAUCGUGGAUGAAUGUUAUGGAUACAUCAGGAUGGAUUCCAAGAGAGAUGAUUGUUGGAAGUGAGGCAGAAGCAAAAGUUCCAGCCGAGUUCAUUCCUCAAAGGCCAGAUGUCGCGAAUCCACCAACUCUGUUCUAUGUGAUGGAUAAACUGAUUCAUGACGAAAGGACCAUCAGUCGUUAUUCUGGAAUCUUGAAGCUCUUAUAUCCACGAUUGGAAAAAUGGUUCACUUGGCUUCGAAUCACACAGGCGGGCCCAUCAAGAACAACGUUUAGAUGGAGAGGUCGCAACUCUACAAUUCUUUCCGAGCUCAAUCCGAAAACGCUCUCGUCUGGUCUGGAUGAUUUCCCUCGUGCAUCACAUCCAACCGACAAUGAAUAUCAUCUCGACUUGAAAUGCUGGUUAGCAUUGGCAUCGCGCGUAUUGGCGAGGUUAGCCAGAAGCUAUGGAACUGAGCAGGAAUACCAAAAAGCGUCAAAGGCAAUGGAAGAACUUAACAACUUUGAAACACUUCAAAAAGAUCAUUGGAGCGAAGAAGCUCAGGGAUUUUUCGACUAUGGAAAGCAUAGCAAAGAUGUGGCGUUGGCACCGGUCCCAGCUUCUGGUAGUCCUAGACAAUUUGAGUAUCAACGUGUCGCAUCGCUUGCUCCUACUUACCAGCUGGUUACUGACGCUUUUGGAUACAAUAAUCUGUUCCCUCUGAUGCUAAAAAUGAUCCCAGCGAGGUCUCCAGCCCUAAAAGCAACACUUGAUAAAAUUCGUGACCCAGAAGUGUUAUGGACAAAUUAUGGACUCCGCUCGAUUUCCAAGAAAUCUCCAUACUACUUGGCAAAGAACACAGAGCAUGAUCCACCAUACUGGCGUGGAUACAUUUGGAUCAAUAUCAAUUAUAUGGUUCUCAGUUCUCUACAUCAUUACUCGGAGCAAAACGGCCCACAUAAAGAUUUGGCUAAAAAAAUCUUCCACGAGCUGAGGACCAAUUUGGUAACCAAUAUGGCUAAUCAAUUCCAAAAAACUGGGUUCUUGUGGGAGAACUAUGAUGAUCGGACUGGACAAGGACGUGGAUGUCAUCCAUUCACCGGAUGGUCUUCUCUGAUUCUUCUUAUUAUGAGUGACAAUUUGGACACCUAG